Messenger RNA from Callorhinchus milii (elephant shark), 2229 nucleotides. RefSeq names its product pyridoxal phosphate binding protein (gene plpbp). Gene Ontology annotation, molecular function: pyridoxal phosphate binding. Gene Ontology annotation, cellular component: intracellular anatomical structure. NCBI's taxonomy places the organism in Eukaryota, Metazoa, Chordata, Chondrichthyes, Chimaeriformes, Callorhinchidae. The record is from RefSeq and is a predicted model, not a curated record. The transcript has 8 exons. The coding region runs from base 20 to 838 and encodes 272 amino acids.
UCAGGGGAGACGGGACAACAUGGCGGUGGAUGUCAGUCGGGCGCUGCGCGGCGUCUCUGUCAAUAUCAAAGCUGCGGUGGCCCGGAGGGAGGGGAGCCUCCCGGCUCUGACCCCGCGGCUGGUGGCUGUGAGCAAGACCAAACCCCCGGCCAUGGUGAUGGAGGCUUAUUGCCAUGGUCAGCGGCACUUUGGGGAAAACUACGUACAAGAGCUGGUGACGAAGGCAUCCAACACUCAGAUUCUCUCCGAUUGCCCAGAGAUCAAGUGGCAUUUCGUCGGCCACCUGCAGAAGAGCAACGUGAGCAAACUGAUGGGCACCCCAAACCUAUUCAUGAUCGAGACGAUCGACUCCAUCAAAUUGGCUGACAAGGUGAACCUUACCUGGCAGAAGAAAAAGGCUUCCGAGAGGUUGAAGGUCAUGGUUCAAGUGAACACAAGUGGGGAAGAGAGCAAAUUCGGGCUCCCUCCUGAGGAAACGGUGGAGGUGGUGAGCCACAUCCUCACUAAGUGUCUCAGCCUGGAAUUCACUGGCCUGAUGACCAUCGGAAGAUAUGGUUACGAUCUCAGUCAAGGACCCAAUCCAGACUUCCAGAAGCUGUCUGGGCAUCGGAAGGAAGUGUGUGCCAAGUUAGACCUUCCCCUGGACAAGGUGGAGCUGAGUAUGGGGAUGUCAACUGACUAUGCGCAUGCUAUUGAAGUCGGAGCCACUAGCGUGCGGGUCGGGAGCAUCAUAUUUGGCGAGAGGGAGUACCCCAAUACACCCAAGUCAAGCCAGAGCACCCAGGGGGUGGAAGAAGCCAAGGAGAAAAUGGAGGGGCUCACUGUGUCAGCAAACUGAUUAGGACGUCUGAUUGGGAGAGUCUUACUUACUUACCCCAUCUCCCACCCCUCCAAUUGUAGUUGAUUCAUGGCAACCACUUCAGAAUUAAUCAACGAUUGAUCCAUGCGCGGCAAGUGCCCUCUUUACAAUCUAUUGCCUUGCACGUGAACUACUACUGUAUGUAAUGUGUGUUUCAGCCACGUGCAUGCAGUUGUGGCUUUAAUGUAAUCACAAUAUGGGGGAAGCCAAUCCACUUUUAGUUCCUAUGGUCACGGAGUCAUCUGUCGGAUAGAACGUUAAAUUGCAGGCCUUCACAUCCCUGCUUACUUGUAAGCUCUCCGGGAUGCUACCCCACGUGAAGGGCGCUAAGUUGUUGUUCAAUCUGCAGUAGAAAAUCAAGAUCACUUUGAAGAAAACCUUCCUGGUUUCUCUUUCAACGUUACAUUCAGGACAUUGGAAGAGAACUUAGUUCUGUUAACCGUUGCUGCUUAUAGAACCGCUCAACAGACCCUUAAAGAAAAUUGGAUUUGGUGCUUUGACCCGUGAGUGUUUUAUUAACUUAACGAGUGUGCGGUAAUCAGCCCCAUGGAACUGUUUGAUCGCUGUCUGGUGACUAGCCAUUGUAGGAGUCGCUCAGCAAACUGCAGUCGCACCUCAAGGCAACCACUCUUUGAUUUGAUGACUUUGACCCACGUCAAUGAUGACCAAUGAAUGCCAAGUUGACACUUGUAAAUCUGUGAACAAGUGUGUAAGACGCUUCUCUCCCCCACCCGUCCUCCCCGCACGUCAGCCCUGAGCUUGCAUUCCUACUCUCAACGACGUGAUAAGGCAUUGUAUGAAGCGCAAGGAUUAUUAUUAUUAUUACUCGCAGAAAAGAUGGGAAGAAAUGGCAUCAACCUGCUCGUGUGCUGGUUGGAGCCUCAGCACCGUUGGCUUCACAGCAGCAAUGAACCAAGCAGAGAGCAGAUAAGGCAAGGAAAUGUUGUUGAACAGAUACUAGUGGAGUGUUUGCGUCCAUGUUUGGUGACUUAAUCCACAGUCACUCCGCUUUACAGUAUAUCUUGUGAAGCACUUUGAGACGUCUCGAGGAUGUGAUAAGGUACUGUAUCAAAUGCAAGGAUUAUUAUUAUUAAACCCACAUGUAGAUGCCUGAGCGAAGUUCAUGCUUGUUAAUCUGCUAAUUGAGUGUGCAAGACACAAGGCACGUCUCAAGAUCCUCCUCUUCGAUCGCGCCUUUGGCUACUCCCCCCACUGCCUUCCACCCUCCCUGAUCCCAGCAACAUCCUUGGUAAUCCUAGCAACACCGCACAUACCUGAGCUGCGGGAUUCGAUGGUGAAUUUGCCCCCGGCCCCACUCCAAAGGAAAUCCUGGUUGUGUUUUAAUCGGUUAAUAAAAUGGGGUUUAUUAA